Messenger RNA from Dendronephthya gigantea, 1486 nucleotides. Its product is annotated as COP9 signalosome complex subunit 2. The coding region runs from base 108 to 1439 and encodes 443 amino acids. Gene Ontology annotation, biological process: protein deneddylation. The record is from RefSeq and is a predicted model, not a curated record. Gene Ontology annotation, cellular component: COP9 signalosome. NCBI's taxonomy places the organism in Eukaryota, Metazoa, Cnidaria, Anthozoa, Malacalcyonacea, Nephtheidae. The transcript has 20 exons. Gene Ontology annotation, molecular function: protein binding.
UUCAACUUAAAAUUACUAAGUUUUUAGUUUAUCGAGUGUUUUUUUCUUCCAAUACAAGUAUUUCGCUGUUUUUUUAUUGAUGAUCUGUGAAUUAACCAGUUUGCAAGAUGUCGGAUAUGGACGAUGAUUUUAUGUGUGACGAAGACGAUGAUUAUGAUUUGGAAUAUGAGGAAGACACUAACUCUGAACCAGAUGUUGAUCUGGAGAACCAAUAUUACAACUCAAAGGCAAUGAAAGAAAAUGACCCGAAAGGUGCUUUAGAGAGUUUUCAGAAGGUCAUGGAAUUGGAAGAAGACAAAGGAGAGUGGGGAUUCAAAGCUUUAAAACAAAUGACAAAGAUAAAUUUUAAAAUUGGUAACUAUUCAGAAAUGAUGCAACAAUACAAACAACUCCUUACUUAUAUCAAGAGUGCGGUAACUAGAAAUUACUCAGAAAAGUCAAUCAAUUCUAUUCUGGACUACAUUUCAACUUCAAAACAGAUGGAGUUAUUACAGGAUUUCUAUGAAACAACUUUGGAGGCUUUAAAGGAUGCGAAAAAUGAUAGACUUUGGUUCAAAACUAAUACAAAACUUGGAAAACUUUAUUAUGACAGAGAAGAAUUUGCAAAAUUAUCUAAAAUCCUGAAGCAACUUCAUCAAUCAUGUCAGACUGAUGAAGGUGAUGAUGACUUGAAAAAAGGGACACAAUUGCUGGAGAUUUAUGCUUUGGAAAUUCAAAUGUACACAGCACAGAAAAAUAACAAGAAAUUAAAAGCCUUGUAUAAAAACUCACUUCAAAUUAAAUCAGCAAUUCCUCACCCUUUGAUAAUGGGAGUCAUACGAGAAUGCGGAGGAAAGAUGCAUCUACGAGAGGCUGACUACGACCAAGCACACACAGACUUUUUCGAAGCUUUCAAAAAUUACGACGAAUCUGGAAGCCCCAGGAGAACGACGUGUUUGAAAUAUCUUGUUCUUGCAAACAUGCUAAUGAAAUCUGGCAUAAACCCUUUUGAUUCACAAGAGGCAAAACCAUAUAAGAAUGAUCCAGAAAUCCUGGCAAUGACCAACUUAGUCAGUGCCUAUCAGAAUAACGAUAUUAAUGAAUUUGAAAAGAUAUUAAGAACGAACAGAAAGAAUAUUAUGGAUGAUCAAUUCAUCCGGGAACAUAUCGAAGAUUUACUGCGAAAUAUAAGAACGCAAGUUCUAAUAAAGCUAAUAAAGCCUUAUACUAGAAUACAUAUUCCUUUUAUCUCAAAGGAACUAAAUAUACCUCCGGAGGAAGUGGAAAGUUUACUUGUAUCGUGUAUCCUGGAUAGCACCAUACCGGGUAAAAUAGACCAAGUUAACCAACUUCUGGAACUCGACAAAACAUCACAGGAGACUGCACGGUUUACGGCGCUCGAUCGCUGGACAACACAACUCGAUUCUUUAAGCUCUGCUGUUGUGAACAAAAUAACUUAGAAUUUGCUAUAUUUUGUAGUUUGAAAUUUUGUUUAAAGAAAGCAAUU